AUGAAGAUUGCUCGUAAAAUUCGAGUUUCGACUGCAGUCCGUGAGAUUAUUGCAAAUGAUGCAAAGAUGGACCGCAUUUCGGAAAAGGCGUUAUCUGCAACCCGUUGGUACUCCUUUGGCAUCACUGUAAGGCAGAUCCGCGGUCUGGAAACUGCUACUAGUUUGAUCGUACCGGAUGAGUUUAUGCGUCCGGUCCAUCAUCUCCAAGCCUUGAUCGAGACCGACGUUGUGUCCUCCGGUCAGAUCCAUGCUUCGUGA
Messenger RNA from Peronospora matthiolae, 258 nucleotides. The record is from the annotation of a GenBank genome assembly. NCBI's taxonomy places the organism in Eukaryota, Oomycota, Peronosporomycetes, Peronosporales, Peronosporaceae.